Molecule: messenger RNA, 288 nt
Organism: Phytophthora infestans T30-4
Lineage: Eukaryota; Oomycota; Peronosporomycetes; Peronosporales; Peronosporaceae
Product: secreted RxLR effector peptide protein, putative
Exons: 1
Coding region: 1-288 (95 amino acids)
Source: RefSeq, a predicted model, not a curated record
AUGCGUCUCGGUUACCUUCUCGUGGCGAUCGCUGGUCUUCUGGCAUGCAGUGAUGCUGCUGUUGCGGUAUCGGAACUCAAAAGCUCAAAGUUGACGGCUCAAGGCAACGUCGUGGUUCGUGACCAAGCUGGAGAUUUAACUGCUGACCAUAACACCAAGCGCACUCUCCGGGUUCAAAGCGACAAGGAAACAGAAGAGAGUGAAAAUGUUGCGUCGGGGAAGGGUCUCGCCGAUUCGGAUGAUGAGGACGAGAGAGGUUUUGAUCAUUUCGACUUGGGAUCGCCCUAA